GUUACAGCACGCGGACAGGCCGCCCAUACUAGUGCACGGGGACUCAGAGACAGAGCGCGCGACGGCACAGCAUGGCAUCAUGGGAAAUGUAGUCCGCAUUCGUGUUCAAGUGAUGCAUCGACUUUGUUGACAAACUUCAUUACCCAGAAGGCUCGGCGCCGUCAUACGUCAACUGCAAUCACGGUUGUAUCUCCAACAUGGCGUCGCUGGGAAGGAGGCGCGGUGUCCCAGUAAGCAGGGAGAGGGGAGUGAUGGCGGCUACGGACUGCUACAUUGUGCAUGAGAUCUACAAUGGGGAGAAUGCGCAGGACCAGUUUGAGUAUGAGCUGGAGCAGGCACUGGAGGCCCAGUAUAAAUACAUUGUUAUCGAGCCCACACGUAUCGGGGAUGAGACAGCCCGAUGGAUUACCGUGGGCAACUGCCUGCACAAGACGGCUGUGUUGUCAGGCGCUGCUUGUCUCCUGACGCCACUUUCACUGCCCCCCGAAUACUCGCGCUAUGUGGCGUUGCCGGCUGGCGCCCUCAGUGUGGCCUGUGCUGCCCUGUACGGGAUUUCGUGGCAAUUUGACCCCUGCUGCAAGUACCAGGUGGAAUAUGACAGCCAAAAACUCUCGCGGCUGCCCCUGCAUACACUCACCUCCUCAACGCCCGUGGUAUUGGUACGCAGGGACGACAUCCACAGAAAGAGACUCCAUAAUACGAUAGCACUGGCUGCCCUGGCGUAUUGCGCCAAGAAGAUCUACGAACUCUAUGCGGUAUGAGUGCACUCUGAAGAGGGUUUAAGAACCAACAGAAAAAAGGAAAAAACAAACAAAAAAACAGAACCCAUCUACCCCCAGAUGUAAGAAAAGUGGAAGUCACGAUCAGGCCCAGCAGUUAGCUCCACACAUGUGGUGGGUGCUUCCAUUUUGAACUUCGAUCAGAGGGAUAUAGUUAAAACUAGAAGGAAUUGUUUUUCCCUUACACUUCCUUUACUUCUAUGUGACAGCAACAGCACACUUAUCUCUGUAGUACCCUUGCGCCUCCUCCCCUGUGCCCUCCACCUGCAUUCUUGACACACAACAAGCUCGUGCACAAGGGUAUGACAGCAGUUCUUCUGGACUGACUUGUUUUGCAGAUGAAACGGACCGACGUGUUUUGAGUACCAAGCUCUUUCCCCCUUUCCCUUGUAGUUUUACUGUACCCCUUUCUUGCUGAUCAGUACAUCACCCUUUCAUUAAACAUUAGGAUAUUUCAAACUCACUUUUCUGUAUUUUAUUUUAAUUUUUUCAUUAAAUGGAUUCUACAUGAUGUUCUGAAAAGUGCACAUAGCUGCAAUUAUUUGAGAUUUUGUCUUGGUCAUGUAGAUUUUCUUGUUGAAAAUAGUGUAAGUCAGAUCUAAUGUGACAAUGCUGUGGCUCAGUGGCCUUUUUGGAUACAGUACAAAAAUACUAACUUUUGGAAAGUCACAUUUCACAUGUGCUUCUAAUAAUGUAUGUUAGAUUGAAAUCAAGCCAAACAUUCAUAUUUGAAACAUAAAUAAAGACACUAGUUGACACUACACAUAAUAUUUAUGCAGCAAAUUCUACAUCCAUACUUUCUUGUUUCUUCUUGUUUAUCCAAUGGUGCUUGUUAUGAGUUGCUGUUUAGAUCAGCAGUUUUAAAAUGUGUUAUCCUAAGAGGAGGUAGUAAUAAUGAGCUGAAAAUUAAGUAUGGAUGAAAUGGAGGAUGAGUUGUGAAACAACAAAGACGUGCAACAAUUGAAUGAUAAAUUGGAAUGCAAAGAGUCACAGUAAUUGCGUUACAGUCACUGAUUUAAAAGUAAAUCCUAUUUAAAUAUCCUUAUUUAAAUGAAGUGACUUUCCACAAACACUUGUAUUUCUUUAACAGCAGGAAAUAAGCAAAUUAAAACCUUUUUAUGGUACAUCUGUUCAUAAAGAGUUUCCUGAAGAGAAUUUCAUGUAAAUUCCUGAAAAGCUCCAUUAAACAGUGUAUCAGAAAUGAACUCCAUCUGUUAACUUGCUUCAAGGUUUGAAAACGUUGGCGGUGCUUCAGUAAGUGGUGUGAUCACACAUUAUGUUAAUGGAAGCUGUGACUGGUAGCCGUCCAUCAUGAAAAUGUGAAAGUCUUGCCUUUGCUUCAUCACAAUAUUUUGUCAAUUUCUGACAUGAACAGGGAAUGAGCUAAAACGUCUUUCACACCAGUUUAAAAUGACUCCAGUAGGGUUGCCAAGAGUUGAGUUGUUGAUGGAAAUGUUCAACUGUUGAUAUUGAUAAAUGUCAUCUUUCUUGCCUUGACAUUUAAA
Molecule: messenger RNA, 2284 nt
Organism: Chelmon rostratus (copperband butterflyfish)
Lineage: Eukaryota; Metazoa; Chordata; Actinopteri; Chaetodontiformes; Chaetodontidae
Gene: tmem11
Product: transmembrane protein 11
Exons: 3
Coding region: 198-761 (187 amino acids)
Biological process (GO): inner mitochondrial membrane organization
Cellular component (GO): mitochondrial inner membrane
Source: RefSeq, a predicted model, not a curated record